AAAAUGACCCAGCGUCGCUUGAUGGCACAGCUGAACGGGCCCGAGUAUUCGUCUGCUAAACGCCCGGAUGUCAAAGCUGAAACAAGCAGACCCGAUUCAUAUGUAAGAAUGGCCGGUCUAAGAGGCUUUAUCCUUGCUUUCCAGUAUAAAUUCUCCUUGGAUCGGUGUCUUGGAUCACUGAACUCCCCAAACCUCAUCCCUCAAAAGUGCAACUCGAACCCA
This is a messenger RNA of Acaulospora colombiana, 222 nucleotides long. Lineage: Eukaryota; Fungi; Glomeromycota; Glomeromycetes; Diversisporales; Acaulosporaceae. The record is from the annotation of a GenBank genome assembly.